UUCAAGAUGGAGUUUGAAGAGUUGAAGGUUGAAAUCCCUGCCGAUGAUAGCGACAAAGAGGAGAAAGAUUUACCAUUCAUCUUUGAAAGAAGAUAUGAAAAUAAGUCAGGGUGUUUCGUGACAGGAUUUGAUGUAACUUCGAAGGAAGCACUAGAGAGGAAAGCAAGAAGAGCAAAACGAUUUGGUCUUUCAGCGAAACAAAAAGACACAGAAAAGGAUGACAGUUGUUCUGAGGAUGACCCAGAUACAGUGUCAGCAUUGGUUUAUGACACCAGUAAUGCAGCAUCACUUCUUGCAAGCACCUUGUCUCUUUCCAAUUUCUUGUUACAUUUUUUGUGUUCUCCAUGUUGUAAACCUUUUUCUAUACACAAACUUUUACACUUAUUUGCUAUUUGCUGCUUUCUUUCUUUUUUUUGUUUUGUUUUCAGACUGUCAUCUGUUGAUCCUUAUAAGCUUCCAACAAUCACAGAUGGUGAAACCAGAUUGGAUGCCAUCCUUAUUCAUGGAGUGAAUGAAAUGAGCACAAAGGAUGUGUUUGCUUAUUUCAGUGACUUUGCCCCUGGGUCUGUAGAAUGGAUUGAUGACUCUUCAUGUAAUGUAGUUUGGGAUGAUGAAUUCACUGCUUCUAGAGUUUUGAUGGCAGUAGGGAAAGAAAUACAAAAACCAACUGUAGACGAGGAUAUCAGUGAUGCUGUGGAAGUCAGAUGGAAGCAAGGCCCUCCUCAUCCCAAAGCCAAUUGUCUUCUCUUACGAUUGGCCACGAAAAAAGACAAGAAACUACCAGGGGCGGCACGAAGAAGCAUGUAUUACUUAAUCAAUGGUAAAGCAAAUGAGCCUGGACAAGGUGGAAAAAAAGGCAUUAUCAGUUCAUCAAGAAAGAGGAAAUUGUUGAAAGAACAAGAACGAGUGAAGCACAUGUAUUCAAGUGGUCCAGAAGUUGUCUUCCUCGACAAGAUUGAAACUGAAAAGGAAGAAAAAAUGGAUAUCGACGAACCCCCGCUUAAGAUUGUCGUCACCAACGACGGUCAGCCAGAGAGGAGUGAACCGGGAAAUCUACGUAUGCGCAUGCACGCCGAUGCCAUCGAAGACGACGACAGCGAAAGUGACGAGGACGAUGAUAGGAGAGAAAAGAGGGAUAAAUGGAAAGGAAGAAUUGAGAAGAAAGAAGAUAAAAUGGAAGAAGUCCGGACUGAAAAACCCACUUUAGAUAUACGGUCAAAACUUCAAAGUAGACAACGGCACGGGUUUAAUUUCAAGAACAGACCGUCUUUGUCUAUCGAAAUCAAGGAAGAACCGGAAUAGAGCUCUCUGGAAAUUUUUUUAAAGUUAAUUUUUAGUUUUUAUCACUUUAAUCAAGUAGCUACUGAGUAGAACUUUAACUAUUUUACCACCAAGAUGUGUGAGCGGGCUUGGUUUUACAUCUUUUCCCUAAUAAGUAUUAUAAGGCGAAUCUAAGGUCACUAUUGAUGUGAAACUUUAUCUUUAAUAAAAGUAAAUAAUUGAGUGGAA
Stylophora pistillata is the source of this 1509-nucleotide messenger RNA. RefSeq names its product nuclear cap-binding protein subunit 3. The record is from RefSeq and is a predicted model, not a curated record. Gene Ontology annotation, cellular component: nucleus. NCBI's taxonomy places the organism in Eukaryota, Metazoa, Cnidaria, Anthozoa, Scleractinia, Pocilloporidae. Gene Ontology annotation, molecular function: mRNA binding; RNA 7-methylguanosine cap binding.